AUGAUGUACUUGCAAACCCCCAAGAGGCCCAGUUUGCCUCCCACUCCUUCCAGCUACAGUGGCAAGCCUACCAGCUUGCCGCCCUUGCUGUCAAUCCUCAAUCUUUCCAAGGACCACUAUCCCAACGCACUGUCCACGCCGUUUCUCCCUAAGUUGCCGCUGGUUGAGUUCACCCCCUCCAAGUUCCACCCAUCACAUCUGCACGCAAUGCCCACCCCCCGCGCAGACACCAGCGAAGGCGACAUCAGCAUCUCCGAAAUGAAACGCACGCGGGUGGAGCUUGUACGGGCGCACUCCACGCCAGCCAAGCUGACUGGCGCCAAGGACAGCAAGUCUUUUGCGUUCAUCUCACACUCGCCUGCCACUUUCCCCCUGCAAGAGCCUGCCAUCGACAACGCGCCACUUGCUAGAAGAAAGCGCAGAAGAACUUCCCCUAACGAGUUGUCCAUCCUCAACUCCGAGUUCCAGGCCGGAUCCACCCCCAACAAGCUGCGCCGCAUUGAGAUCGCCAAGCGGGUGUCGAUGACAGAAAAGGCGGUGCAGAUCUGGUUCCAGAAUAAGCGUCAGAGUUUGCGCAAGCAGUGCAGCCACGAAAAGGAAAUCACAGAAUUGCCUCCUACCCCUCCCAUCAUCAUUUUGCAGCAGCAAGCUGCACCUAUGCCGCUUCCAUUGGUGCUGUCGACCCCCACCAAGCCCAUCAUCCAUAAGGCCCACUCGUUCAUGGGCAGUCCAACCGUGCCGCUAGUGGGCGGAGCCUCGACCUCGUCGCCCAUCAAGGAGCGUGCUCGUUCUAUUCCCAUCUUCAAGUCCGACGACGCCGACUCGUCGCUUGACGACUCAAUGAUCGCCACCGGCUACGUGCUUAACGAGACGCGCAAGAAGCAGCCAGUGCUGCUUAACUCUAGCAGUGCGUCCACCAUGACUUUCAAGUUGACGCCAUCUGCAAGCAAGGUUGCGCACAAGUUGACGGUGGCUGCAGAAGACAAGGAGAAUAGCGGCAACGCGCGCAAGGACUCGGGUGUCAAGAUAGAACGGGUGCCGUUGGCUGCACUCAGCGCCAACACCGCGCCUGCUGACUCCAAGCACGGGGCGGUCGAGAACUUGUUGUCGUUGAGAUCGGGUAACUGGGUAUAA
Suhomyces tanzawaensis NRRL Y-17324 is the source of this 1134-nucleotide messenger RNA. It is a transcript of the gene YOX1, whose product is annotated as Yox1p. Bases 1 to 1134 code for a protein of 377 amino acids. Gene Ontology annotation, molecular function: RNA polymerase II cis-regulatory region sequence-specific DNA binding; DNA-binding transcription factor activity, RNA polymerase II-specific. The transcript has a single exon. Gene Ontology annotation, biological process: regulation of transcription by RNA polymerase II; cell differentiation. Lineage: Eukaryota; Fungi; Ascomycota; Pichiomycetes; Serinales; Debaryomycetaceae. The record is from RefSeq and is a predicted model, not a curated record.